UCCAUUUCAUCCACACGGCCUGGACUGUGAAGCCCGAUUGAUCCUGCCACAGGUGGCUGCACAGCUAUCGGCUACUCAAUAAUGCAUUGACUCAAGCUCAGGAGUGAAAAGGAAGGGGAAAGUGUGCGAGCCUCUGAUGCUCUCAAUAGGCGGAUGACUGUCAAGAGAAAGCAGGCGAUUACAUCUGCAUAACACAGUGACUUCAGGACACGUGGAGGUGAAAACAGUGAACAGAUGUUGAAGAGAAAAAGAAAAAUGGCUGCUGACAAACUGACACUGGGGCGAGGACCAUAAGAAGCUUGGCAAAGCCAGACCACAGAAAGACUAGUAAACCAAAGCAGCGGACUUUGAAGACCAAAAGAAGGACAAGAACAAAAUAGGAUCUUGCCAAAGAGACAACUCUAGUAGUUCAAGAUUGGUAAUCACUCAGUAGAAGCAGUGAGUCUAAAGAAGUGUUGUCAUCAUGGUGAACACUGGCAUGCAGCUGAUCAGCUUCACCUGCGCGGUGACCGGCUGGAUCAUGGCGAUCGCCGUCACGGCCUUGCCUCAGUGGAAGGUCUCGGCCUUCAUUGGUAGCAACAUCCUGACCUCAGAGAUCAAGUGGGAAGGCAUCUGGAUGAACUGCAUCUACCAGACCACCGGUCACAUGCAGUGCAAGACAUAUGACUCCAUGCUGGCCUUGCCUCCGGACAUCCAGGCGGCCCGGGCCCUCAUGUGUUUGGCCAUCUUCAUGGGCUGGCUCUCCUGCACCGUGUCCUGCUGCGGCAUGAAGUGCACCACCUGCGCUGGGGACGACCGCCGGGCCAAGGCCGGUAUCGCGCUCUCAGGCGGGGUUCUCUUCAUUCUCACGGGCCUGUGCGUUUUGAUUCCCGUUUCCUGGACUGCCAACACAGUUGUCCAGGAUUUCUACAACCCCAACGUGCCCCUGAUGCACAAACGAGAGCUGGGUCAGGCGAUUUAUCUGGGCUGGGCAGCUGCAGUCAUUCUUAUGAUCAGUGGGGCUGUGUUGAGCAGCACCUGCCCCCUCAUGGAGAGGAGUGGCAGAUAUCGCAGGGGUUACAUAGGUCGGAGCUUUGCUAAUUCACCCGCUUCGGCACCAGACCCCCCUAAACCUAUCACAACCAACAGUCUCCCAUUGAAGGAGUACGUAUAGGAGGGGGAGGAAGGAAUACCAGCAGGUAGAGAGGAGG
Seriola dumerili (greater amberjack) is the source of this 1190-nucleotide messenger RNA. Its product is annotated as claudin-4-like. Bases 464 to 1153 code for a protein of 229 amino acids. Lineage: Eukaryota; Metazoa; Chordata; Actinopteri; Carangiformes; Carangidae. Gene Ontology annotation, molecular function: structural molecule activity. Gene Ontology annotation, cellular component: bicellular tight junction; plasma membrane. The record is from RefSeq and is a predicted model, not a curated record. Gene Ontology annotation, biological process: cell adhesion; bicellular tight junction assembly. The transcript has a single exon.